AUGGGAAUACAUGGCGCCGCGAAACUGGCUCUGGAGGCAAGCAUAUCGUAUCAGGAUCCCGCUCACAGACUUCCUGGGUUUACGGAUAUUCUUGGCCUGUUCUGCAAAUGGCCCCUCAUAGACAACGUUGCAUUGAACGCCAUCGACAACCCGUUUCCGUUCCCGCUGACCACAAUGGGCGAGAGACCCGAGUCACGCAACGUCUGGAGGUUUUUACUCAAAAGGCAAGAGGCACAGUUGUCAAACCGCAAGAAACAUGUACUUCAAUUCUACGAAAGCUGGGAAGGCUUGGCCCCUUGGAAAUUCGAGGGGGAACACCGGGUUGAAAGGACAGACACUCGAGAAUUAGACUUCUUCAAGAAAGCAUUCAUCGACACGACCGCGUACCUCGAACGCUCUCUAGGUGGGCUCUAUGUCCCUCUCUACAGUCACGCAGUGCGUUGCCACAUCUCCAUCAACGUGCAAAGCUACGAACUAGCUUUGCGGAACACCGCCUCACAGCAAAAUAAAGGGAGAGGUGACCAGCUUCCCACCGGUCUGGAUCCUGUGUUUACGGAGCGCGCUUACAUUUACACCGAGAAUGUACCAGAGUUUGUUAGGGAAAUGGAGAACAGCCACCAUCAUAAUAGGGACAAGAACAUCUCGUAUGAAGACGUCUGGUGGACGAUGAUGAUGCGGCUUCACGCGUGGACCAUGAGUGUUAGAUGGAUGGAUCGUGAGGGGGUCAAGAUUCCGAGUGAGUACUACGAUAACCCGAUUCGUGUGUAUAUCCUGUAA
Messenger RNA from Alternaria arbusti, 777 nucleotides. RefSeq lists its product as uncharacterized. The transcript has a single exon. Lineage: Eukaryota; Fungi; Ascomycota; Dothideomycetes; Pleosporales; Pleosporaceae. The record is from RefSeq and is a predicted model, not a curated record. The coding region runs from base 1 to 777 and encodes 258 amino acids.